Messenger RNA from Puccinia graminis f. sp. tritici CRL 75-36-700-3, 507 nucleotides. RefSeq lists its product as uncharacterized. The record is from RefSeq and is a predicted model, not a curated record. NCBI's taxonomy places the organism in Eukaryota, Fungi, Basidiomycota, Pucciniomycetes, Pucciniales, Pucciniaceae. The coding region runs from base 1 to 507 and encodes 168 amino acids. The transcript has 5 exons.
AUGAGAGGCGGGAUCCAAGCAUGCACUUUACCGGCCGGAUACCUCGGCUCCUCGCUGAUUGGCGCCUUACUGAUCUUUGCUGGGUUCGAUACAGUGGCCUCAAAAGUUGCUAGUAUUAUCUUGGCAGUGAUGCUCUUGAUCACUCUUUGGUGGGCUCGCAAUUGGCUCACCAGGAUCGUCGUGGUCAUCGCCAUCGGAAUCAUGGUCGCGUUUUGGUUUAUAGAUCAUGGAAGUCCGUUAAGAUUUUACGUCUUAUUUAAUGGAGUGAUGUCGUGUCUGUACAGUGUUUGGGACAUCGUAGACGACCUAGUGUUCCGGAAAGUGAACGAAUCAGAUGCCACCCAAUUCGCCAAGUUGUGUCCGAUCAUUCCUAGUCGAGUCUGGGGCGUUAUCUGGCUGCUUAUCUCCGUCAUCUUCAUGUUGGGAGGAAUCUUGGCCGGCUUAGCGGCGUUCAAAGACUCGACCAGUGAACAAACUUCAGCCUCUCAAAAGUUUAUACCGACUUGA